This is a messenger RNA of Saitoella complicata NRRL Y-17804, 381 nucleotides long. Its product is annotated as 60S ribosomal protein L44. Gene Ontology annotation, biological process: translation. The transcript has 3 exons. The record is from RefSeq and is a predicted model, not a curated record. Lineage: Eukaryota; Fungi; Ascomycota; Saitoellomycetes; Saitoellales; Saitoellaceae. The coding region runs from base 1 to 321 and encodes 106 amino acids. Gene Ontology annotation, molecular function: structural constituent of ribosome. Gene Ontology annotation, cellular component: cytosolic large ribosomal subunit; ribosome.
AUGGUUAACGUCCCGAAGACCCGCAAGACCUACUGCAAGGGAAAGGCCUGCCGCAAGCACACCCUUCACAAGGUUACCCAGUACAAGACUGGUAAGGCUUCCCUCUUCGCCCAGGGUAAGCGUCGUUACGACCGUAAGCAGUCCGGUUACGGUGGUCAGACCAAGCCUGUCUUCCACAAGAAGGCCAAGACCACCAAGAAGGUCGUCCUCCGUCUUGAGUGCACUUCCUGCAAGUACAAGGCCCAGAUGACCUUGAAGCGUUGCAAGCACUUCGAGUUGGGUGGUGACAAGAAGACCAAGGGUGCUGCUCUUGUUUUCUAAGCGUAUCGCUGCUGUUUUUGUCGAUUGGCUUGGUUGUUCGCAUGGAGUUUUUUGGGUCAU